AUGACUGAAUUAUCAGGGUGUGGCCAAGGAGGUUGGACACUAGUGAUGAAAGUAGAUGGGAACAAGGUAUACGGAUAAUCUUAUAUCCUAACAUAAUCUCUUCGAAUGCAUAAACAUGAUAAGCAAUAGUAUAUAAAGAAAUGAGUAAACUUUUUGCUUUCCAGAAUGAAUUCAACUACAGCUCUCCUUACUGGACAAACGAAGAAACCUACGCAGCUAAAAAUGGACUUGAAGGUUUGAAUGAAAAACAGACUAAACUUGCUUCUUACUGGAACACACCGUUUAACAAAAUAUGCCUCGGAAUAAAAGUCAAUGGUGCUACAAAAUGGAUAGCGUUAAACUACACCACAAACUCGUUACAUAGUGUGAUCGAAGACGGGACUUUUAAAGGAACAACUUUUGGGAGGGAAGCAUGGAAGUCUCUUAUCGAUGAUUCGUAUUUGCAAGAAAACUGUAAUGAAGAAGGAUUUAAUAUACAAGGGGUUUACAAGUAUGGCAAGUCGCAGUGGAACAUGAAGAUACGAAUUGGUUUGGUGGCAAAUAAUCAAGAAAACUGCGGUAGUUGUGACUCGUGCAUUGGCUUUGGAACUUCAGUAAGUGGAUGCGAUGAUGACGUAAGGAACACAACGUGCGGCAAUAUGGCAUUUUGUAAUUAUAAGAAUAAUAAGAACACGGCAGCAUUUGGAUAUAUACUCGUACAGUAG
Molecule: messenger RNA, 704 nt
Organism: Paramuricea clavata
Lineage: Eukaryota; Metazoa; Cnidaria; Anthozoa; Malacalcyonacea; Plexauridae
Source: the annotation of a GenBank genome assembly